GUUCGUUUACAUUUUUUCUCGAACAUCUCAUCGGUCGGUCGGUCGAUCUGUGUCAAGCCGCGGCGAUGCGAAGCCAUCGAAGAGAAGUGUGAAGGAAAAUAAUUUUCUGCUUCAACGCAAACUUAUAAGCUUCCUCGAUUUGCAGUGCGGAGGUGAAGAGAAAGUGUAAAGUGAAUUAAUAUUUUUCAUUCGGAUGUUCAGAGCGCGGUGAAGCCAGAAUAAUAUUCGUCGUCGCGUGCGAAGCUUCGCCAUCGUUUUUUCGCUGAUUGGCCGCGACGGAAAACGGUAGAACAGUGCGUGAAUUGGGACCUUUGGCGGCGGCGGUAGAGGCCCCCGACAUUGAGACUAUGGUGGUGAAUGUUUCAGUGUGAGCAUUUGUACAACUUGAGCAGGUGUGGAAUUUCCUAUCAAAAAGUGGAUCACCAACCGAAACGGAAUAUUCAUCUUUGCUUCCCUUUUGGGGCGCGUUGGUUGACCUCGAGGACCAGAUCGAAAGCAGUGCAGUUGCAUUAGGAAGCGGGUGAAAGGAAGCCAACAGACAGUAGCCCCCCUCCCGCGCAGUACCCACUCGUCGGGGGAAAGAAGGGUCACAGCAGAGGCGGAAAAUGAGUUUCUUCACCUCAUUCCAGGAACUUCUGGACUUCGAUCAAUCGACCAAUCUGAAUGGGUUUCACUUUUCAAACAGCUUAUUCGGCUUCGACUCAAACUCGAUUCCGGCCCUGGAGAACUUGCCGGCUCCGGCUCCGCUAGCAGCAGAUACCCCAACGGCACCAGUCGUACCAAUAAACCAUUGUCGACAGUUGCUGAAAACUCCCUCGCCCAUUCCGGAGCCUACUCCACUGCUGGAAACUCCAAAGCAUUGCCAAAUCAUUCAACCACCGCCUCCCCAACAGCAGACUCCGGUGCAAGCUCCCGCCCCACAAGCGACUCACACCCAGCAAAUAUCGCCCAUUCCAAUCGUAUCGAAAUUCCAGCUGAAGGUGACCCCCAACAACGAAAUCUACAUCUCCAAUGAGUCGGGGACGUUCUGCGAGCUAGCCGGGAGCUUUGUCCCGUCUUCACUGCGACGUGACAGAUGUGCAGUUCCUAUCAUCGAAACGAUCGCACCCGCAUCUCCCGAAAUCAUCGAACCCGAACUCGAAGAUUUAGAUCCACCUAAAACGCUCUUCUGUAUUGAGAGGGGCAUUAAACGACCCAUCUCGCCAUCCGAUCAUCGAUAUUGCAACUCUGGCAUAUUCAAAUCCUUAGAAUCCAGCAACUCGCCGUUAAAGAAGAAAACUACCUCCACGAAAAGCAACGGUAUUUUGCCGAAUGGCACCGAGCCGGAAUCGGCAGCUAAGUUGGUCGUCUCCAACGUAAUCAACAACGGGUUAAUCGUUAACAAGAAACACUUAUCCAACAGCGAUGAGCAGCCAAACGCUUCCGCUGCUUCGACCCCCGAACGACGGAUUAUGCGUCCGAAGAAGAAGAAAAAGAAAGUCGCUCCCAAAGUCAUCCUGGAUGCAAAAGUUGAACCAACGAACGGACGGAUCAUGGCACGUAUUGCACCGGUAACGACCGUGACCAGCCGAAAGGUGCCCCAGCAAAUUGUUGGCAAGCGAUCGACUCUAGUUCAGGACAAUCUGCGGAAGGUUCCGAUAAAGCCUGCUCCGACUUUGGUGCCGUUGGCACCAAGUCCUGUAACCGCAAUCACGACCGCCACCACUACCAUCACGGAGAGUGCAUUAAACUUUUCUGGCAUCAAAGAGAAAGCCGCACAGGAAGCGAUUUUUAUUGAACGCGUUGAAAAGCCCCCUCCGCCUCCGAAACCAAUGCAUCAGCCACACUCCCAACAGCAUCAACAGGUGCAGCAACAGCAGCCGCAACAGCAACAACAACAAUUGCAACAAUCUCCCAAACAGCUACAAAAACCACAAACAAAUAAUACCGUGCAGCCACAGAUGAAAUACAACGUACCUGUCAUUGAACGCGAUACAAAAUUGGCACCGGAUGGCGCCGCCAUACCGGACGAGGCGCAAUCUAGUCCAGCCCCGGUAGAGCUGAAGGUCGUCGCUGAUUUGGUGAUGGAUAAAGAUGUUUUCGGACAUAUUUCGUUGUUGAGCGCCGAUCGUGAUCGAAACAAGGCAGUAAUCUACCAAAACCCUGUCACCACAAAGAACGUAAUCUACAGCAUCCUGAAUCCCAAAUCGCUGAAUCUUAGUCUGGGUGGUUCUGGGCGUGGGGCCACGGCCACUCUCACCUUACAGCCCCAUCGGCCGGGUCGAAAGCCAAAGAAACGUGGCAGGAAAAAGAAGGUCCCUGGCGAGAAUAACGCAAAAGAAGGUGCCGCCAAUGGCCUAGCUUCGCUGACUCCCACCCCUCCCGAUCUGAGUGCAAUCGAUCCCAAUAUUCCCGUAAUGAUCACUCGAUCCGGAAGGCUCUCUAAACCACCCCGCUAUGCAAAUAACUUUUUUCAAAACAUCAAGCAGAAAGCGGAACAACCUGCACCUCUUUUACCGCCCCCACCAUCGCCUGCGCCUGUGAUUCCUCGGAUUGACCUUCCGGCCACCGAUCCCGAGACUAUCGAGAAGCUGCCAAACUUUUCCGCUGCCCUUACUUCCUCCACGGUGGCACCAGCCGCCUCGCUGCCCGCACAGGAACCUAAGCGAAAAAUGAAAGUUCCCCUCCAGUAUCGCUGCUCCACCUGCAACAAGAUCUAUCUGGGAAAACGCAUGCAGAGGCACCUGGAGAAAUAUCCCAGUCAUAACACUCAACGGGAUUGCAUGGACAAGAACAAAGAAAAAUUCGAAGAAAAAGAUGACGAGAAAUCCACUUAUCUGUACAAACAUCUGUUUGACUUGCUGCACAAGUUCACCGAAAAAGACAAGGGUCGCAUCAUGCUGAAAGAGAUUAGCCACUUCGUGGAUUACGUUCGGGCACUGAUUCCCAAACUGAUCACCAACGACGAGCAGCACAGCACGGUGGAAUACAUCGACCAUAAUGUUGCGGAUGUCCUGAGGCUGAAUCACGGCAAGUACCGCCUUAAGUUGUCUUCCCUGGCGGAAGAGUGCGACAAACUAAAUCUCACAGUGAAUCUGUUGAACAACAAUUCCAAUCAUGGCCCGACCACGCCAAACCGACCACCACCUCCACUCUCAACCAGCACCCCCAACGGAACCACCGAAAGACAUUCGCUCUCGUUCAACGCCGAUGAUCUUCUCAACCAGUCCAGUUCAUUCCCCAGUCUGACGACUUUGAUGCACGAGCACAACCUCCUUCUGCAGCAGAAUGGCACCGUAGCUGCCAACUUCAACAACAAUUCCUUCCACCAGCAGAACAACAAUCACCAGCAUCAGCAAAUCAACAACCACCAUCAUCCUCACAACCAUCAUCAUAGUAAUCAUCACUACCACCACAAUAACAAUAACAACAAUAACCACCACCACCACUACAACAGCAGCAAUCAUCUCCACCAUCAUCUGCCGUUGAUCGGGUCCAGCUGUCACGACGACGCCAUGAACAGCCUGUCCGGUUUGUGCAAAUCCCCAGUGCAGCAUUCCACCUCCGGAAUGGUCAAUAUGGCACUGAACCUGUACUAGUGAAAUUGAAACAUACAAAAUGCAACUGCAGAAAAGGCGAAAAGUUUAAUGAAUUGCGAAGAAUUUAGCGAGCAUAAUAUACUACUACAUACCUACCUACCUACAAACAUUGGAUGACAAGUUCUAACAAAAUAUGUAAUAUUAGAAAUUGUAUAGUUUUUGAUUGAGAAUUGUGAAAAAGUAAUAUGAAACAAAAUGGUUUUACAUUGAGUCUAAUCAACAAACAAAGAAAGAUAAUAAACUUAUUGGAUAAUAGUAGAA
Messenger RNA from Armigeres subalbatus, 3839 nucleotides. RefSeq lists its product as uncharacterized. The record is from RefSeq and is a predicted model, not a curated record. NCBI's taxonomy places the organism in Eukaryota, Metazoa, Arthropoda, Insecta, Diptera, Culicidae. The coding region runs from base 606 to 3578 and encodes 990 amino acids. The transcript is spliced from 3 exons.